Schistosoma mattheei is the source of this 504-nucleotide messenger RNA. The record is from the annotation of a GenBank genome assembly. Lineage: Eukaryota; Metazoa; Platyhelminthes; Trematoda; Strigeidida; Schistosomatidae.
AUGAAUACAAAUGGAGAUAAUCAUAUAAUGUCGAAAUCACAUAUAGAGACGUAUGAACCAGAAAAUACAAAUUAUAUGAAGUAUAAUAGUUUACAGAGAAAAUCUUUAGAUAGAAAUUCAAUGACUACUGAUUAUAAUAGGUUUAAUACAGUUAAAACAAGUAUGGAAUUGAAUUCAUUGCCAAUGGAGUAUUCACCUUUUAAUAAUAAAGAUAAUCAAUCAUCAGUGCGUCACGAUGGACAGCGUCUUAUACAAGAUUUCGAUUUCAAUUUAUUACCUGAUCAUUUGACUCUGAAUGGUCAGCUAAAUCAAACAUCGAUAAAUAACACCACGGUCAAUCAAAUAUCAAAUAUUUAUUCAACAGGAUCUCAUAAUGAUGACAUUAGCAAUGAUAAUUCUCAGUUUAGAAAUACAAAACAUUCAUUAAAACAAGAGAAUAUUCAUCAAUCCCCAUCACCUUACAAAAUACCGAUUUAUUGUUUAAUAACUACAAUUCUACAAUGA